AAAAUUUUCAAAGCUUUUUUUGCAAAAUUUUAAAAUAAGACUGUUCUGGUAAUACUCAGCAAAAAAUGUCAACAUCAUUGUGAUAGAAUGCUGAGUAUAGUACAUUUAUUCAAUUGCUAAUCAGAAAAAAAAAUAUCUAAUUUGAAAAAUCGAAGGAGAUUUAUUGAAGUCAUACAUUCGUAGAAGUAUUUCCUUGAGAUAUAUGUAAAAAUCAUUGAUACAAACUUCGAUUAUGAAUUGAAAAAUAAAAUAUUUUCAUUUAUAUGAAAGCAAACUUUUUGUUAAUCUUAGAAUCACAUUCAUUCUAAAGAUGUCUUAUAAACUCAUUUCUUAAGUUAUUCUUCUGUUACACGUUCAUUCGUACUAUCACUGGUAGCACUUACGACUUUCAGUCAAAGGUAGAAAUAAUGAUAGAGAAUGUUCUCUAGUUGACGAUGAGUUAUUUAUUAAUAAAAACUUUCACAUAGUCAACUAUUAUAAAGUCUUUUCUCAUAAUUGGUACCAAUUUGAGCUCUGCCACUAGUAAGAUGACUUAGACGCAUCAGCAUUAUCAAUUUACAAUUAAAAAUGAUAACAUUCAGUCAGUUUUAAUAGACAUCGUUGUGAUAUAAUAUGCUAUGAUAUAUCAGUUUCAAAACGACACUGUUUAUCACAUGAGUAGAUUGAUACGUGUAUACUUCGUGUAAACACUACGAUUUCAAAAAAGUAAUUAGCAUGACUUCUUUCUAUUUUUACAUUUGAUAAAGAUAGAAUAAACUAAAAAGUAACAAUAGAAACAAGAUCGAAACGAUAUAAAUUUAUGUUUAAACUUUUUUUUUCAAAUUUCUGUAAGGAAACUUGAUAUAUUUUAGGUAUCUGAAGUGAAUCCAAAUGCUGAAUUAAUAUUACCAUAAUGUUCAAUGUGUCAACAAGAAUCGAAUUGACCAUUAUUAGCUGUAUCAAAAGGAUUAUCUGAAGGCACAAUGAUCAAAGGAAGGCAACUGACAACAUCAACAGUAGAUUUGUGAGCAAAAUCUUAUACCUAAUUCAACACAUUUCCAAUAUUUAUCUUGACGUUCUUGAACAUAUGAUUGUAGUAUUUUAUUUCUACCAGAUAGAUAUGCAUUACAUUUUCUUUACUAUUUUCUGUAUGUUCGUACACUAUAUCAUUAUGAAAAAAUAUCAGAAUUAGAAAACAUAGAUUUAUUAUUUGACGAGUAUUACAAAAAUUUAUCAAAAUUAUAUGGUGAAAAAUCUGAAUUACUUACUGUACAUUUGCAUGCACAUUUAAAAGAACAGGUAGUGCUUCAUGGUGCUUUAUCGAUGACAUCAUGUUUUCCACGUGAAUCAUAUUUGGGAUUAGCAUUAACCAUGUGCUAUGGUAAGAAAUAUGUGUUAGCACAAUAUAUUUCAUGGCAUUUGAUUGAGCGUUCUUUAUGCGACAAGAAUACCAUCGAAGUAAAUGAUAUUUUUAUUACUGAACGAUUUUAUGAUCGUCACUUAGACACACAAAUGAUUGCAAGAUAUAAAGCAAAAUUGAUUGCAUGUUUGAAAAGACAAAAUAUAAUAUUUGAUGAAAGUUUUCGAAUCGAAUAUUAUGCUCGAUAUUCUCGUGGUUUUAAAAGUUAUCAUUCAAAAGUUUAUUCACGUGCUGGAAGAGCAAUUAGUCACAGAGUGUCUGUUAUCAAUCACAAAUGUAUACAUGCAAGAAAAAGAUGUUUCGCCGAUGUCAUAUUUUAUUUUAAAUUAUCCGAUGUAUACUAUGCAUUUAUUAAAAAAUAUCCAUGUAUUAAUCUUAGUUUAGAAUCUGGCUUAACAACAACUGUUGUUCCACAAAAUAUUCUUAAUCGACUUGAUCUUUAUUACGGUACGAAAGCACAAAUGCAUAUGGAUAAAACUAAAUUUGCACGUCAAACUGGUAGUGAAGAGAUAGAUUUGGGGAACUUUUUCGAUAGUGAAGAUGAUAAGGAAAACAAAGAGCAAGAUUUAUAUAUGCCGACGUCGUUACUGCAAACGUUAUCAACACCACAAGGCUCAACUGUAUCAAAAGAAUAUUCAACGGAUAAAUUAUCUCAAAAUAAUCUAUCAUCCCGACCAACUACUAUUUACACAACAAAUGAUCAACCAUUAAUUAAUUUUGAUACAAUAUUUGAUUCACCACUAACAUCCAACAAACGUACACAUGAUUCAAGUUCACUUGAUGCCAGGGAAGAAGAUGAAGAUGGAUCAUCAUCGACAACGACAGUACCAGCAGAUAUUGAACAAAUUAAUCUAUCCAUCAAAGAAAUUUUCAAUGUUGAAGCCAAUCAAGUAAAAGGUCCACGAGACCGGCCUACCAUUAUUAUUCGAAAUCUUUUUACAAUAUCGAAUCAUGCAUCUGAUUAUCGACAAUAUUUAGAAAAACAUUCUAAUUUAUUAAAAGCAUUCUUACAAUAUCGUUGUCCUGGUAUAGUUAACAUCAAUGAAACUUGGCUAGAAGUUACUAAAUCAAUGGCAUCAUUAGCUAACGAUAUUAAAAAAAAUAUGAAAACAAAAUUAGCUCGACAAAUGGCGAACUCAUCAAUCAAUCAACAACAUUUAAUAGAAAUUAUACCAUCCAAUGAUAUGUUAAUAAUACCAGAUGCUAAUCUUAAACAGAAUUUAACUUUUUAA
Molecule: messenger RNA, 2631 nt
Organism: Rotaria sp. Silwood2
Lineage: Eukaryota; Metazoa; Rotifera; Eurotatoria; Philodinida; Philodinidae
Source: the annotation of a GenBank genome assembly